UUUAAUUUAGGGUUCAUGAGCAAAGGGGUGGGAGGAGCGCUUCCAUCGGAUCCGCGCCUGCCGUCGGCGGCCCGGCCGUAUGUCCCGCCGGUGGUGCUUCCGCAGGAUCUUCCUCCGGAUUACUCGAGCUUGCUGGCGGUGAUGUUUGGAAUUCUCGGCAUCAUGCUCCGGAACAAGAUCGGAUCGUGGCUCGCCCUCAUUUUUUGCGCGCAAUCGCUCGCGAACAUGAAGAAUUUGGAGAACGAUCUCAAGCAAGUGGUCAUGGCACUGGCGUUUGUGGUGAUGGGUAUGGCGACGAACUAUCUAAGCGCGCAGAGAUCGUCCGCUACUACAUGAUACAUUCUCUAGUGUCAUGUAAGAAACAGUCGUGACAAUUUUAAACUCUAUGAUUAGCUUUUGACACAAGAGCUCGAUCUAACUUCUAGACGCUUGAGACGAUCCUCCAGAACGAUCUCAUGAUCCAGUUCUUCGUAGCUUGCAUCUACAUUCUUGAGAAAAGGUUAAAAAGUAUAUUGGCUUCAUCCAGGUUCGAACUGGAGACCAUAUAUUUGCCGGGGUUCUUUAUUAGGGCAACAUAAGCCUGCGCCCUAUCCCACAUGCGAAGGCGCAGAAUCGUGCCGGGCUUGAGUAUAUAAACAGAGGGUUGAGCGAUGAAAAUUCAUACCUUUCUCGGCCUUUUGGCUAAGAUCAAGUGUAGUAUCUGUUCUUAUCAGUUUAAUAGCUGAUAUGGGACCACGUGUCCCAACGCUAUUAACCUAAUUUUUUGUGAGAGGAGGGCCACCGGUAGCUUGCUACCUGGUCCUCCACGUGUCGCUUUGGCCUUACACUACCGCCUUAGCCUGGCACAACCCAA
This is a messenger RNA of Selaginella moellendorffii, 853 nucleotides long. RefSeq names its product protein Asterix. Bases 16 to 336 code for a protein of 106 amino acids. Gene Ontology annotation, molecular function: protein folding chaperone. The transcript has 3 exons. Gene Ontology annotation, biological process: protein insertion into ER membrane. Gene Ontology annotation, cellular component: endoplasmic reticulum membrane. The record is from RefSeq and is a predicted model, not a curated record. NCBI's taxonomy places the organism in Eukaryota, Viridiplantae, Streptophyta, Lycopodiopsida, Selaginellales, Selaginellaceae.